Messenger RNA from Meira miltonrushii, 1557 nucleotides. RefSeq lists its product as uncharacterized. The coding region runs from base 1 to 1557 and encodes 518 amino acids. The transcript has a single exon. Lineage: Eukaryota; Fungi; Basidiomycota; Exobasidiomycetes; Exobasidiales; Brachybasidiaceae. The record is from RefSeq and is a predicted model, not a curated record.
AUGGAUGCAAGACUUCCAAAGUUCACAGCAAGCUCAGAUAGAGCGGAAAGCGGUCAAAGUCAGCAAAAAGCUGAUCGAACGAUUGCUGAACAGGUGGAUGCCUUGAGUGUUUAUGAAGAUGCCGUUCAAGAACCAUUGUUGGAAUGUACAAAUUUAGCAAGUAUGUAUUAUCAAGCCCAACCUAUAGGAUCAUAUAGACCAGACGCAAAAAUUUUACGGGAAGAUUUUUGUAGUUCCGCGAUCGUCGCACAAACUUGGUUAAGCUUGGGAAAAGAUCAUAGAGCACAAGGAGUGGAUAUCGAUUUAAAAGCAUUACAAGUCGCUCAAAAACGAUUAAUGGAAACGGAAAGAGCCGAAAGGACAGCCUGUAUCGUACAAUCAGAUGCAUAUUCCGACUCAGGCAGUUCCCGUAAAUUACCAUACAUCAAAGCUAACAGGAUCCAGACCGACUCAAUAGCAUCACAAGAAGCCAGCGGCUCAAGAUCAUCUUCACCUUCUACAUGGGCUGAAGGAGCAGCUUCCGAUCGAUUUGAGAGGAAGUUUCAAGCCCGAUUGGCAAAAGAAAGGGCUAAAGCAGCCCGGAAGAGCGGGACAUUAACACCCUCUGCUCAGGAAGGUGAUCAGACAAUUGAAGAUGAUGUACCUACUGCAAAGGGUGACGUAUUAAUACUUCAGCAUGCUGACGUUCUCAGUUUACCUAUCAAAGGAUUAGAAGGUGUAGAUGUGGAAAGUCCUGAUUUGAUAUAUGCUGGUAACUAUGCAUUAUCAUACUUUCAUGAUCGUCGGUCUUUGUUGGCCUAUUUGGCACAAUGUAGACGGACAUUGCGCAAAAAGACCGGGGUACUGAUUGUUGAUCCUUUUGCCGGACCGACGAGCUGGGAAGCAAAGACUGAUGCAGAGCGUAAAGAACAAGAAGAGCUUUGGAAUCGAUUCAGCAAAGAGCCAGGAUUCCUUCGGGCGGGCGAAGAACAUCCUCCUUCACCACUAAAAGGUGAUCCUUUGGAAUUCUGGGCUCGAGAGGAAGGCGAACAAAAGAGCAGUUCUGACACAGCUGAUUGGCGUCAAUGGCCAAGGGGAAGAUUGAUUCUUGUACGCAAAGGUCAUGUCGGAGGAGAGUACGAAUAUUGGCGAGAAGAUGGACCUUUGGAUUAUACCACAAAUCGUUUCAGGAUGAGCCUUUCUUUCCGUUUUACCCGUGAUGGAAGCUGGUUACGUGACUACUUCAGUUAUGAUUUCCGUGUUUGGAGUCUACGUGAGAUCACCGAAGCCAUGGAAGAAGUUGGAUUCGAACGUGUUGCCGUUCAUGCUAUCCCAAGAACGACUGAAUCAGAUCAAGGUGAAGCAAUGGAAAAAGAAGAGGCAGAGAUGAAGAAAUCCAGCGAUAGCGAUAUGGACGAAAGCGGCGAUGACAACGACGGUCUGAACGGUAUGGCCGGUCUGAUGGAAAGAACGGAAAAGAAUGAAGCAGGAAAGAGCACAUACAAAGUGGUUGAGCCACACCAUAAAUUAUUCGCAACUAGAAGUUUCGGGAGUGAGUAUUCGUCCAGUCUUUCAUGA